UCUUUUACCUGGUCCACAUCCGUGAGACGUGGAAUCCAAAAUAUUCUUUUCUUUGCAAUAAUGAAAUGAAAUCAUCAAUCUUUUCUUAACUCCCCAUCACUUUUACAAGUCCCUCUAUCCGUUUUGAGCUAUAUACCUUUACAACAGAAUCAAGUUCGCCUUUCUUUGCUUAGAUUCUGGGUUUUUUUUUUGUUCUUUGAUUCCUUACAUGGCUUUUCUCUUAUUAAAUUUCCCUCGCUUCGUUUCCUUCCGGCUUCUGCUUUUAUGAUUUCCCUUUUCAGUCCACACAAAGAAUAAACUUAGUAUCCUUCGUUUGACAUAGAAGUUGUUUUCAUUUGUUUCUUUUUAUUUUUUGGUUCACGGAGGAACAUGCAUGCUCCCUUGAUGCUUGUCUGAUCUGGAUUGGAUCAAAAGGGUCUUUGCCAGUUUUGGCGUUUUUGUUUCAGGUAAAAUCUCGUUAGUCCAAAGCAAGAAAGGAACAAGUGACAUUUUACCUGUGUUGUGAUUCUAGAGGGAAAUUGUGAACAAGGGUGUGUUUGUGUUGAUCUGUUGAGUGAAAGUCUUGAUAUUUUUGUUGGGGCAUUUGUUUUUGCUUGUGAUUGUGAUUGUUAGUUAGUGUGGGAUUGGUGGCCCUCUUGUGCUAUUUAGUUAUGGCGGGGAUUGAUGUUGCAAAGUAUUCUCAUAGUCCUGUGCACAAGGCCAUAAUUCUAAAGGAUCAUGCUGGACUUAAGAGGAUACUUGCUGGUCUUCCGCGGCUAUGCAAUGCAGCGGAUAUUUGCACGGAAGCAAUUUCAAUCGUGGAGGAGGAGAAGGCCGAUGUCAUCUCUUCGGUGAUUGAUCGGCGUGACGUGCCAAACCGUGACACCCCGCUUCAUUUGGCUGUGAAAUUAGGGGAUGAAGGGGCAACUCAGAUGCUUAUGGUUGCCGGGGCAGACUGGAGCUUGCAGAAUGAGCAGGGAUGGAGUGCACUUCAGGAAGCUAUUUGCAAUAGAGAAGAAGGUAUUGCAAGGAUAAUAAUUAAGCAUUAUCAGCCUCUGGCUUGGGCAAAAUGGUGCAGAAGGUUGCCUCGGUUGGUAGGAACCAUGCGAAGGAUGAGGGACUUCUACAUGGAGAUUACAUUCCAUUUUGAGAGUUCCGUAAUUCCUUUCAUCUCACGGAUUGCGCCCUCAGAUACUUACAAGAUUUGGAAAAGGGGUGCAAAUCUGAGGGCAGACAUGACUUUGGCUGGUUUUGAUGGUUUUAGGAUUCAAAGAUCAGAUCAGAGUAUUCUUUUUCUGGGUGAUGGUUCAGAGGAUGGGAAAAUCCGGCCUGGUUCACUCUGCAUGAUGUCACACAAAGAAAAGGAGGUACUGAAUGCUUUAGAUGAUGCUGGCUUUUCGGCAAAUGAUGAAGAGGUUCAGCAAGAAGUGGCUGCGAUGUCCAAAACAAAUAUCUUUAGGCCUGGAAUUGAUGUUACUCAGGCUGUUCUUUUGCCUCAACUGACUUGGAGGCGACAGGAGAGAACAGAAAUGGUUGGAACUUGGAAGGCUAAGGUGUAUGAUAUGCACAAUGUUGUUGUGAGCGUCAAAUCUAGAGGGGUUCCUGGAGCUAUGACUGAUGACGAGUUCUUCUCGUCAUGCAAUGAAAAUGAAACAGAGAGUGAAGAACUUAAUGAUAUUCUCACUGAGGAUGAAAGAAGGCAACUGGAAGAUGCACUUAAAAUGGAUUCUUCUGAAUCAAGUCAUGAUAAUGAUGAGGGGAAUUUAGGCUACCGCCAUAGCUGUUAUGAAACACGUGAUAUUCCUAUUGAAGAUGGAAAUUGUAGCAGUGGAGAAAAUAAGCAGGAAAAGAAAGGAUGGUUUGGUGGAUGGAGGAAAAAAGAUUCUAAACAUGAAGCUCCAAAGAAGAUUGCUCCACCAAGAAGCUCUCUUUGCAUAGAGGAAAAGGUGAGUGAUUUACUGGGGGAUUCUCCCACAAAGAACCAGACUAAGCCAGGCAGACAUUCUGUUGAGAUAGUUAGGGUUGAUGAACAUCGGAGAAGAAAAGAUGCUAAAGCUUCUUCUUCAAAUUCUGAUAGUAGAAGUCGUCACAAGGAUGGAAGUCGUGAAAAUGAAUAUAAGAAAGGGUUGAAGCCUAUUCUUUGGCUUUCCCCAAAUUUUCCUCUAAAAACAGAAGAACUGUUGCCACUGCUUGACAUUGUCGCAAACAAAGUGAAAGCAAUUCGUCGUUUGAGAGAACUCCUUACAACAAAACUUCCAGUGGGAACAUUUCCUGUUAAGGUCGCCAUCCCUGUAGUUCCCACCAUUAGAGUAUUGGUUACUUUUACAAAGUUCGAAGAACUACAGCCAGUGGAUGAAUUUGCAACACCGCCUUCGAGUCCUCCUGCUGCUGGCAUCGAGAGCCCUGCAGUGACACACUUCUCAGCUUCGUCUUGGUUUCAGUGGAUAAAGGCUCCUUACCGUCCAAGUUCAACUGCGGCAUGCUCCAGUAGCAGGAUAGAAAAUGUUUCAGACCCUUUUGCAAUUCCCUCCGACUACACUUGGGUUACUGCUGAAGCAAAGAAAAAAAGGAUGCAAGAGAAGAGCAAGUCAAAGAAAGGGAAAAAUCAUAGUUAAUGAUAUCAAUCCCUGAUAUCAAGGAGUUGGUCAUGUGUUAUAAGGAAAUGAAACAUUGUGAUUCUUGCAAAAUUGCUAGAAAUUUUCAAGUCUACACCAUAGAUUUGUUGACUUUAUUUUCAGUAUAGGUGGAAACCCAUUUACUCCGAGUAGUUUCAAUCACAGUGGGAAACUUGCAUCACAAAAAAGCAACAACUAUGCCUGUUCCCACAACGUGGAUUCAGUUAUAUGGAUGAAACUUUCCUCGUGGUUGCUGGAGUUUAAAUUCACCAAUGUUUGAUAUUUUAUAAUUCUUUUCCCAAUUCUAUUCUUGUUGUAAAUAAACUUCUGAAUUUGCUAGCUUGAGUUUCAUAAAAGUUUGUUUUAUUGUAUAUUA
Molecule: messenger RNA, 2970 nt
Organism: Arachis stenosperma
Lineage: Eukaryota; Viridiplantae; Streptophyta; Magnoliopsida; Fabales; Fabaceae
Exons: 3
Coding region: 651-2594 (647 amino acids)
Cellular component (GO): cytoplasm
Molecular function (GO): protein binding
Source: RefSeq, a predicted model, not a curated record